CAACGAUCGUCUGCACAUGGAGAACAAAAAUUUCGAAAUUACAACUCCAUUUGUUGUAGUCUAAUAACUCUUCUUCUUUCUGCUCUAAAUUUUUCUUAAUCAUUUGCACAUGGUUCUUUUUGUUAUUUUUUUCUUCAGAUUCAGUGAUAAAUUUGUGAUCACUCGGUAGCUCAUGACGUUGAAACCCUAAUGCUAGAAAGACCCAGAUCGAUUUAACGAUACAACUAUCAAUUCAUGCAGUUUUUUCUGUAGCCAUCGUUUACUCUCUCCUGGUUCUUGUCUGGUAUUUCUUACAUUGGGGGACCUAUUGUUUCGACGCCGUUGCAUGCAAAACAUCGAUGUUUUGUGUUCUUUGUUGUCACUGUUAGAGGGUAGGCAUCAAUGUCAAUUAUAUGUGGCCUGCCGCUAAUCGAGUGCGUUUACUGUCUGGCUUGUGCACGCUGGGUGUGGAAAAGGUGCCUUCAUACUGCUGGCCAUGACAGUGAGACAUGGGGCCUUGCAACCGCCGAAGAAUUUGAGCCUGUUCCUCGAAUGUGUCGCUAUAUUCUAGCUGUUUAUGAAGAUGAUAUUCGGCAUCCCCUUUGGGAACCCCCGAGUGGGUAUGGGAUCAACCCUGAUUGGUUAAUUGUCAGAAAAACUUAUGAAGACACUCAGGGACAGGCUCCUUCGUAUAUACUAUAUCUCGAUCAUGAUCAUGCUGAUAUCGUCCUUGCCAUUAGAGGUCUUAAUUUGGCGAAAGAAAGUGAUUACCAAGUGCUUUUGGAUAAUAAGCUGGGUAAAAGGAAAUUCGAUGGUGGAUAUGUUCAUAAUGGACUCUUGAAAGCUGCUGGAUGGGUUUUGGAUGCUGAGUGUGAUGUUUUGAAGGAACUUGUGGAGGAGUAUCCGAAUUAUACUUUGACAUUUGCAGGACAUUCUCUCGGGUCAGGCGUAGCAGCCAUGUUAGCGUCGGUGGUUGUCCGGCAUCAGGAUAAACUGGGAAACAUUGACAGGAGGAGGAUCAGCUGCUAUGCUAUUGCGCCUGCAAGGUGCAUGUCGUUGAAUUUAGCAGUCAGAUAUGCAGAUGUCAUCAAUUCUGUAGUUCUUCAGGAUGACUUCUUGCCGCGAACAGCCACGCCUUUAGAAGACAUUUUCAAGUCACUUUUCUGUUUGCCAUGCCUUCUAUGUCUGAGAUGCAUGACGGAUACUUGUAUACCAGAGGAAAAAAUGCUUAAAGAUCCAAGGAGGCUAUAUGCACCCGGUCGCCUCUAUCACAUUGUUGAGCGAAAACCUUUCAGAUUAGGAAGAUUUCCUCCGGUUGUGAGAACCGCAGUUCCUGUGGACGGAAGGUUCGAGCACAUAGUUCUUUCUUGUAAUGCCACCUCGGACCAUGCUAUAAUAUGGAUCGAGAGAGAAGCUCAGAGAGCUAUGGAUUUAAUGCUGGAGAAAGAUAGGAUCAUGGAGAUCCCAGGGAAACAGAGAAUGGAACGGCAGGAGACAUUGGCAAAAGAACACAUUCAAGAGUACAGAGCCGCACUGCAAAGGGCUGUUUCAUUAUCAAUUCCCCAUGCUUAUUCACCUUCCAAAUACGGAACUUUCGACGAAUCCGAGGAAGGCGAUAACUCCUAUAAAUCAAGUAGCGAGUCGUCGUUUGGAUCAUCGAGUAGAAGCAAGAACAAAGAAAGCUGGAACGAAUUGAUCGAAGGCUUAUUCGACAAAGAUGAAUCCAGGCACAGGGUGUUCAAGAAAUCACAUACCAAUCACUGGUGAUUGUAAAUUUUAGGAGUAACACCAAUAUAAGACUUGAAACAGUAUGAUGUUUGCAAUGAACAACAUUCAUUGAUUCAUUCGUAUUCAUUCCCCA
This is a messenger RNA of Hibiscus syriacus, 1840 nucleotides long. RefSeq lists its product as uncharacterized. The record is from RefSeq and is a predicted model, not a curated record. Lineage: Eukaryota; Viridiplantae; Streptophyta; Magnoliopsida; Malvales; Malvaceae. The transcript has 6 exons. Gene Ontology annotation, biological process: lipid catabolic process. The coding region runs from base 382 to 1746 and encodes 454 amino acids.